This is a messenger RNA of Zingiber officinale, 3446 nucleotides long. RefSeq names its product 110 kDa U5 small nuclear ribonucleoprotein component CLO-like. The coding region runs from base 88 to 3084 and encodes 998 amino acids. Gene Ontology annotation, cellular component: U2-type catalytic step 2 spliceosome; cytosol; U4/U6 x U5 tri-snRNP complex. The record is from RefSeq and is a predicted model, not a curated record. Lineage: Eukaryota; Viridiplantae; Streptophyta; Magnoliopsida; Zingiberales; Zingiberaceae. The transcript has 10 exons. Gene Ontology annotation, biological process: mRNA splicing, via spliceosome. Gene Ontology annotation, molecular function: translation elongation factor activity; GTP binding; U5 snRNA binding.
GUGUUGAAAGAUAGUGGGCUUUAUAUUCGUUAUUCACUUUUCGUCUCGAGAAACCCUAACCCUAGCCAUCUCCCUCCAAAAUCUUUCAUGGACGAUAGCCUCUACGACGAAUUCGGCAACUACAUCGGACCUGAGAUCGAGUCCGACCAUGGUUCCGACGACGACGAGGACGCCUCCCUCGGAGAUAAAUCUGCAGACGGGUCUGCCCACUCAGACGACGACGAGCCUGGCUCAUCCUCUCCAGGUCCCGCCUCCAAUGGUUGGAUCACCACUUCCGGCGGACCAUACGACAUGGACGUCGACGCCGCUGCCAACCAGAUCGUUCUGGCCGAGGACAAGAAGUACUACCCUACAGCUGAAGAAGUCUACGGUGAGGGUGUGGAGACCCUCGUGAUGGACGAGGACGAGCAGCCUCUGGAGCAGCCCAUUAUCAAACCCGUCCGCACCCUCAAGUUCGAGGUCGGGGUCAAGGAUUCCUCCACCUACGUUUCCACCGAGUUUCUGCUAGGUCUUGCCUCCAAUCCUUCGUUGGUCCGCAAUGUGGCGCUCGUGGGACACCUCCAGCACGGGAAAACGGUUUUCAUGGACAUGCUUGUUGAACAGACCCACGAGAUCUCCACUUUUGAUUCUCAAAGCGAGCGGCAUAUGAGAUAUACUGACACGAGGAUCGAUGAGCAGGAGAGGAAGAUAUCGAUCAAGUCUGUGCCAAUGUCUCUCGUGCUUGAGGAUAGCAACGCGAAGUCGUAUCUUUGUAACAUAAUGGACACUCCUGGCCACGUCAAUUUCUCAGAUGAGAUGACUGCUGCACUUCAUUUAGCAGACGGAGCCGUGUUGGUUGUGGAUGCUGCAGAAGGUGUUAUGGUGAAUACUGAAAGAGCUAUAAGGCAUGCAAUCCAAGAAAGAAUGCCAAUAGUGGUGGUUAUAAAUAAAGUUGAUAGACUUGUAACAGAGCUUAAGCUGCCUCCUACUGAUGCAUACUUUAAGCUGAGGCACACAUUGGAAACUAUCAAUGAUCUGAUAUCCUCUUGCUCCACAACAGUUGGAGGUACCCAAAUGGUUGAUCCUGUUGCUGGAAAUGUUUGCUUUGCUAGUGCAAGUGCUGGCUGGUCUUUCACAUUGCAAUCAUUUGCUAAGCUAUAUGUCAAGCUUCAUGGCAUACCAUUUGACUCCUCGAAAUUUGCAUCACGCUUGUGGGGAGACCUAUAUUAUCACCCUGACGAAAGAGUAUUCCGAAAGAAACCUCCUAUGGGUGGAGGAGAAAGAUCAUUUGUUCAAUUCAUUCUUGAACCAUUGUACAAAAUCUAUAGUCAAGUCAUUGGAGAACAUAAGAAGAGUGUUGAGUCAACUCUUGCUGAACUUGGAGUUACACUGAGUAAUGCAGCUUAUAAGAUGAACGUGAGACCUUUGUUGAGGUUGGCUUGUAGUUCUGUCUUUGGAUCAGCCACUGGUUUCACUGAUAUGCUUGUGCAGCACAUUCCCUCUGCUAGGGAUGCUGCAAUGAAGAAGGUGGAGCACAUAUAUACAGGGCCUCUGGACUCAUAUAUUGCUGAAGCUAUGAAAAAAUGUGAUCCAUUUGGUCCUCUUAUGAUCAAUGUCACAAAACUUUACCCUAAAUCUGAUUGUAGUGUGUUUGAUGCUUUUGGUCGUGUUUAUAGUGGUACUAUACAGACUGGUCAAACUUUGCGAGUGCUUGGAGAAGGAUAUUCGCCUGAAGAUGAAGAAGAUAUGACUGUUAAAGAAGUUACCAAGUUGUGGGUAUAUCAGGCUCGGUACCGGAUUCCGAUCAGUAAAGCCCUUGCUGGCUCUUGGGUUCUAAUUGAAGGUGUUGAUGCUUCAAUAAUGAAGACAGCAACUCUGUGCCCUUUGGAUAUGGAUGAAGAUGUGUACAUUUUUAGGCCGCUUCGCUUCAAUACAUUAUCAGUUGUGAAGACUGCAACUGAACCAUUGAACCCAAGUGAGCUUCCUAAGAUGGUGGAGGGCCUAAGAAAAAUUAGUAAGAGUUAUCCUUUAGCUAUUACAAAGGUUGAAGAGUCAGGGGAGCACACUAUCCUGGGGACAGGAGAGAUCUAUCUUGAUUCGAUUAUGAAAGACUUGAGGGAACUUUAUUCUGAAGUUGAAGUUAAGGUUGCAGAUCCAGUUGUUACUUUUUGCGAGACAGUGGUUGAAACAUCGUCAAUGAAAUGUUUUGCAGAAACACCUAACAAAAGGAACAAAAUUACCAUGGUUGCAGAGCCAUUGGAGAAGGGGUUAGCAGAAGAUAUUGAGAAUGGUGUUGUUAAUAUUGAUGCACGCCAGAGGGAUAUUAGCGAUUUCUUCCAGAAGCGCUAUGACUGGGAUUUGCUUUCAGCAAGGUCUAUUUGGGCAUUUGGUCCAGACAAACAGGGACCUAAUAUCUUGUUAGAUGACACUCUUCCAAGUGAAGUUGACAAGAAUCUGUUGAAUUCUGUCAGAGAUUCCAUUGUUCAGGGUUUCCAAUGGGGUGCCCGAGAAGGACCUCUUUGCGAUGAACCCAUUCGCAAUGUAAAAUUCAAAAUAUUAAAUGCAUCAAUAGCUCCAGAGCCUUUGCAUCGAGGAGGAGGACAGAUUAUUCCCACUGCACGGAGAGUGGUGUAUUCAGCUUUUCUUAUGGCAAAUCCUCGGCUGAUGGAACCUGUUUACUAUGUUGAGAUACAAACCCCAAUAGAUUGUGUCUCAGCUAUUUACACUGUGCUGUCUCGAAGGCGAGGACAUGUAACCCAAGAUGUACCUAAGCCUGGCACACCAGUGUAUAUCGUAAAGGCCUUUUUGCCUGUGAUCGAGUCAUUUGGCUUUGAGACGGACUUGAGAUACCAUACUCAAGGGCAAGCUUUUUGUCUCUCAGUUUUUGAUCAUUGGGCUAUCGUUCCUGGUGAUCCAUUGGAUAAGAGUAUUGUUCUACGACCACUUGAACCAGCCCAAAUACAGCACCUUGCUCGUGAAUUCAUGGUCAAGACUAGACGCAGAAAGGGUAUGAGCGAAGAUGUGAGCAUUAACAAGUUCUUUGACGAAGCCAUGGUUGUGGAGCUCGCACAGCAGGCAGCUGACAUGCAUCUGCAAAUUAUGUAGCCAAAAACACACCACUCUUGUUUCCUGGUAGUCUGUUCGACCGAUGUUUUCCAAAUGGAUAUGUUUGUCAUGAUGUCAUCUCCUCACGGGUUAAUUAACAUGGUGCUUGGGCUUACUGGUUUUGGGCUCUCCGUGCUAUUUGCUGCAGCUGAAAUCUGCACUUGUCUGUGCCCCUAGUGCAAGGCAAACAUGAUUGCUGAUCAUCGAAGAGAGUUGUAUGUAGCUAAGUUUAUCUUGGAUCUUGAUAUUACACUAUAGUAUAGUUGGGACGCAAGAUUACGAUGAUGAUGUAAUGAGUUAUGUUACAAUUUCAUUAUUGUACGGUGGCAUUCAGCGAGCUAAUAUGAUGCAUUUAUUUUGCA